AUGUCGAAUCCUAACUUCUGGACAACUGUACUGAACUGGACCUUCGCGCGCGGUUACAUCCGCAUUCCAAUCGUUUUUACGAUUCCUAUCGUCUUCAACAAGUACGCUUUGCAUCAAUUUGAGCCCCUCUUCCAGCAGUGGAACGCUGGGCACAACCAACGUGAUAUAUGGGAUCGUUUGGAGGGGAAGGUUGCACUGAUGCUGGAAGAGGAAGCGGUAUAA
Messenger RNA from Trypanosoma brucei brucei TREU927, 222 nucleotides. RefSeq lists its product as hypothetical. The record is from RefSeq and is a predicted model, not a curated record. The transcript has a single exon. NCBI's taxonomy places the organism in Eukaryota, Euglenozoa, Kinetoplastea, Trypanosomatida, Trypanosomatidae. The coding region runs from base 1 to 222 and encodes 73 amino acids.